Spinacia oleracea (spinach) is the source of this 441-nucleotide messenger RNA. RefSeq names its product secreted RxLR effector protein 161-like. The record is from RefSeq and is a predicted model, not a curated record. Lineage: Eukaryota; Viridiplantae; Streptophyta; Magnoliopsida; Caryophyllales; Amaranthaceae. The coding region runs from base 1 to 441 and encodes 146 amino acids. The transcript is spliced from 2 exons.
AUGAGUAAUGUUCCUUAUGCCUCUGCAGUAGGGUCCAUUAUGUAUGCCAUGGUAUGCACUCGACCGGAUGUUGCAUAUGCUUUGAGUAUGUGCAGCAGAUACCAGUCAAACCCAGGAGAGGCGCACUGGAUGGCAGCAAAGAAUAUCCUUAAGUACUUAAGAAGGACUAAGGAUGAUUUCUUGGUCUAUGGUGGAGAUAAUGAGUUGGUUGCCACUGGAUACACCGAUGCAAGCUUCCAAAGUGACAAAGAUGAUUUUCGAUCACAAUCUGGUUUCAUAUUUUGUCUCAAUGGAGGGGCUGUGAGCUGGAAGAGUUCUAAGCAGAGUACCAUCGCAGAUUCUACAACAGAGGCUGAGUAUAUUGCAGCAAGUGAUGCAGCAAAAGAAUACCUUGAUAGCAGCUACAACCCUUACUGCAAGACACAAGCAGCCAUAGAGUAG